Messenger RNA from Alosa alosa (allis shad), 5555 nucleotides. RefSeq names its product dual oxidase (gene duox). Gene Ontology annotation, biological process: superoxide anion generation; response to oxidative stress; defense response. Bases 142 to 4785 code for a protein of 1547 amino acids. Gene Ontology annotation, molecular function: calcium ion binding; superoxide-generating NAD(P)H oxidase activity; heme binding. Lineage: Eukaryota; Metazoa; Chordata; Actinopteri; Clupeiformes; Clupeidae. The record is from RefSeq and is a predicted model, not a curated record. Gene Ontology annotation, cellular component: NADPH oxidase complex; plasma membrane. The transcript is spliced from 34 exons.
AUUUAAUCCCACACCUGCUUAGACAAACAAGUUACCUACUACCCAACAUCGCGCUCACUCUUUGUCCAUUUAGCCUACUCGUCGUACUGGGUCGUCUUACGUCGAGUGUCCUCAGAGACCCUUGUGACAAGUUGCACUUGGAUGCUCUCCGCAAUCAUGGAUUUAAGCAGCAAGAUCUGCAGCGUUGUGGUCCUUUUGACUGUGACUGCUAUUAGUUCCAAAUCAGAGUCCAAUGUUGCCUGGGAAAUCCAACGUUAUGACGGCUGGUACAAUAACUUAGCUUAUCAUAGCCGUGGAGCAGCAGGUGAGUCGCUGACGCGCCUUCUCCCCGCGCGGUAUUCGGACGGGGUCUAUCAGGUGCGCGGAGAGCCUCGGCUGCCCAACGCGCGCCGGGUUAGCAAUGCUGCCAUGCGAGGCCCAUCGGGGCUGCCCUCCUCCCGGAACCAGACCGUCCUUUCGUUGUUCUUCGGCUACCACGUGGUGUUCGAGGUCCUGGAGGCCCGGCAGCCUGGCUGUCCCCCUGAGUUCCUGGACAUCCCCGUUCCUGAGGGAGACCCUGUGUUCCGCUGGAACGCCACCCCCGCCCCCCUGCUCCGCUUCCAGAGGGCCUCCUGGGACCACCACACGGGCAAGAGCCCCAACAACCCCCGCACACAGGUGAACCAUGUGUCCUCGUGGAUCGAUGGCAGCUCCGUGUACGGCUCGUCCAGCUCUGGGGUCGACGCGCUUCGUAGCUUCUCGUUGGGCCAGCUGGCGACUGGCUCCGAGUGGAACCUUCCGAAGAAGGGUGGAGGAGGGAACCUGAUGUGGAGCGCACCCAACCCUAGCACCCGUGAGACCGGCCCCGCGGGUCUCUAUGUGCUGGGGAAUAGCUGGGCCAAUGAGAAUGUGUUUACUCUGGCGGAGGGCGUGCUGUGGUUCCGUUACCAUAACUACCUGGCGACCAAGCUGCAUGUGGCCCAUCCAGACUGGUCUGACGAACAGCUGUUCCAGGGGGCCAGGAAGAAGCUCAUCGCUACGCUGCAAAGUAUUGCCUUGUAUGAAUGGCUGCCCAGCUACCUGGGGGACCCUCUGCCUCCUUACCCAGGUUAUCAGAAAUAUGUGGAUCCUGGAAUCUCCCCUGAGUUUGCUGUUGCAGCCAUCCGGUUUGGCCUGACUCUGGUGCCCUCUGGUGUUUAUAUGAGGAACCGUAGCUGCCACUAUAGAGCCGUUGUCAACGAUGACGGCACCACAUCUCCAGCCAUGCGCUUGUGCAACAGCUUCUGGAACCGACACAACCCCAAUCUGCAGACCGCUGCGAACGUGGACGAACUGAUUCUGGGCAUGGCGUCUCAGAUUGCUGAGAGAGAGGACAACGUCAUCGUGGAGGACCUCAGAGACUACAUGUAUGGUCCAUUGCGUUUCUCCCGCUCGGAUGCGGUUGCCAUGACGAUCCAGCGAGGCCGGGACUUUGGCCUGCCCAGUUACACCAGGGUCAGAGAGGCCCUCAACCUUCCACCACUGAACACCUGGGCAGACCUCAACCCUGAGCUCAACCGGUCCAAUCCACAGCUGUUUACGGAGCUGUCAGAGCUGUACGGGAAUGACCUGUCCAGUCUGGAGCUGUUCCCCGGGGGCCUGCUGGAAGCGGUGGGUGGCCCUGGGCCUGUGUUCUCCACCCUCAUCUCCGAUCAGUUCCAGCGCAUCCGGAAUGGAGAUCGGUUCUGGUUUGAGAACAGGCAGAAUGGAUUGUUCACGGAAGAGGAAAUCUUAUCUAUCCGUAACACCACGUUCCAUGAUGUUAUCGUCGCUGUUACAAGUGUAGAGCCUGAAGACAUUCAGAAUGACGUGUUCUUCUGGAGAAAUGGUGACCCUUGUCCUCAGCCCGAGCAGCUGAAAGCCUCAGGCCUGCCCCCCUGUACUCCUCCCUUCUCCAUGGACUACUUUGACAGCGGCAGCAAAGCUGGCUUCGGCAUCCUGGUCAUCGUUCUUUUCCUCUUCCCUGUCGUGAGCUUCCUGGUGGCCAUUGGCGUGGCCUUCUUCAGGAAAUACAGAUUUAAGAAGUUCCAGAAGAUGUCAAACUCGUCAAAAAAGGACAACAAGUCUUUCACUGGGAUUACAGCGGAGGAAUGGCAGGGUCUGGACGAGGCAUCCCAGAGUGUGUGUUUGGAGCUGGACGAGCAGCUGCGUCUGCAAGUGUGUGUGCCUGCGGGUGGUCUGCUGCGUUCCCUGAACCUGGGCGGCCAGAGUCCGCUGACCCUCCUGCUGUCCAGCGACCGCCAGCAGCGCACCCUCCUGCUCAAAGUGCCCAAAGAGUACGACCUGGUGUUGCUGUUUGAGGAUGAGGAGCGUCGGGCGGCGUUCCUGGGUCUCCUGCACUCCUCCCUGGGGGAGCAGGAGCAGCACAUCAGCAUGAGGAGCAUGAGUGAGAAGGACCUCCUCAGGGAGGCCGUCACCAGAGCGCAGAGGGCCCAGAUAGUGGAGGUGUUCUUUAGACAAGCGUUCGCCAAGGUGCUGGAUAUCGAUAAGCGCGACGCGGGGGACCUAAGGGGCCUGUCCAGCAGCCGGACGCGAGAGGCGCUGCAGUGCGAGCUAUCCGGGUCAGAGUUCGCUGCUGCUCUCGGGCUCAAGCCCAGCUCGCUCUUCGUCCAGUCCAUGUUCACGCUGGCCGACAAGGAUGGCAACGGAUACCUGUCCAUGCAGGAGUUCCUGGACGUCAUUGCCAUCUUCAUGAAGGGUUCCCCAGAGGAGAAGUCCAGGCUGCUGUUUGCGAUGCAUGACAUUGAUGGAGACGGCUUUAUGUCCAGAAAGGAGUUCUCCACAUUACUCAGGUCAUUCAUGGAGAUCUCCAGUAGUUGUCUGUCUAAGAGUCAGGGACAGGAGGUGAUUGAGGCCAUGCUUAAGGCUGCGGGGUUCGAAGCCAAAGAGCAGAUCACCUGGGAGGACUUCCACCUUCUCCUCAAAGACCACGAGAACGAACUCCAGUUCGCUCAGCUCAACAUUAAAGGGAUGGAAAUGGAGGGAAAGAACCGAAUUAAUCAGCAGCACAGAGUGUCUUUCAUCACCAGACAGAAGAACCGCCCAUCAGCAGAAGAAAACAAAGAUUUCCUAAAUGGUUCCACUGGCAGUGACGGUGCAGAGCUUCGCAGAAGGCACGGAAAAAGGAUGGGCCUGUCCAGUGCUAAGCUGUACGUGAAGCCGCAGAGAGAGCGCUACACCAGGAACCCUGUCCAUCAGAAAGUCCAGCAGUUCAAACGCUUCGUGGAGAACUACCGGCGGCACAUCGUCACGUUCUGUAUCAUCUAUGGCAUCAGUGCAGGAGUAGCUCUGGAAAGGUGCUACUACUACGGCGUGCAGGCCGUCUCGUCGGGUGUCCCCGAGACCUCGGCGGUGGGCAUCGUGGUGUCGCGCGGGUCAGCGGCUGCCAUCUCCUUCCUGUUUCCCUACAUGCUGUUGACCGUGUCCCGCAACCUCAUCACCAAGUGCCGCGAGACGUUCCUGAACCGCUACAUUCCCUUCGACGCCGCCAUCGACUUCCACCGACUCAUGGCCAUGACCGCCAUCAUCCUGACAGUGGUGCACAGCCUGGGUCAUGUGGUCAACCUGUACGUCUUGUCCAUCAGCGAGCUCAGCAUCCUCGCCUGCCUCUUCCCACAGGUGCUCUCCAACAACGGCUCGGAAAAGCCAAUGGCAUGGACAUUCUGGUUCUUCCAGACAGUUCCAGGCAUGACGGGGAUCCUCCUCCUCCUAGUCCUGUCCUUCAUCUAUGUGUUUGCAUCGCGCUAUUUCAGACGGGUCAGCUUCCGAGGCUUUUGGGUCACUCACUACCUCUACGUCUUCGUCUACCUGCUGACGGUGAUCCACGGGAGCUUCGCCCUCCUGCAGCAGCCACGUUUCUACAUCUACCUGAUCCCUCCUGCCCUGCUCUUCCUCUUCGACAAGCUCAUCAGCCUGAACCGCAAGAAGGUGGAGAUCCCCGUGGUGAAGGUCGAACUCCUGCCCUCAGGUGUGACGUACCUGGAGUUUAAGCGGCCGCAGGGCUUUGUGUACCGCUCGGGCCAGUGGGUCCGUGUGGCGUGCCUGGACCUGGGUACGGACGAGUACCACCCCUUCACACUGACCUCGGCGCCCCACGAGGAGACGCUGAGUCUGCACAUCCGUGCUGUCGGGCCCUGGACCAGCCAGCUCCGUGAAUCCUACUCUCCACAGAGGCGCCAGGAGGCGGGGGGGUACCCAAAGUUGUACCUGGACGGGCCCUUCGGAGAGGGCCACCAAGAGUGGACAGACUUUGAGGUGUCUGUCCUCGUGGGCGGCGGCAUCGGAGUCACGCCCUUUGCUUCCAUACUAAAGGACCUGAUCUUCAAAUCCUCAGUCAAAUUCAAGGUCCAGUGCAAGAAGGUGUAUUUCAUCUGGGUGACGCGCACGCAGAAGCAGUUUGAGUGGGUGUCGGACAUCAUCAGGGAGGUGGAGGAGGCGGAUGUGCAGGACCUCGUCUCUGUGCACAUCUACAUCACCCAGCUGGCCGAGAAGUUUGACCUCCGCACCACCAUGCUGUAUGUGUGUGAGCGGCACUUCCAGAAGGUGUGGAAUCGGAGUAUGUUCACAGGGCUGCGUUCCAUCACCCACUUUGGCCGCCCCCCCUUCCUGUCCUUCUUCAGCUCUCUGCAGGAGGUCCAUCCUGAGGUGGGGAAGAUCGGCGUGUUCAGCUGUGGCCCCCCUGGUCUAACCAAGAACGUGGAGAAGGCCUGCCAGCAGAUAAACAAACGGGACCAAGCCCACUUCAUACACCACUACGAGAACUUUUAAAGUUUCUGUUCCAAAGUCCACUUCAUACACCACUACAAGAACGUUUAAAGUUCCUGUUCUGAAGCCCACUUCAUGCACCACUAUGAGAACUUUUAGAGUUCCUAAUCCCAAGUCCACUUCAUGUACCACUACGAGAACUUUUUAAGUUCCUGUUCUCUAGCUAAUUUUAUGCACCACUACGAGAAUUUUUUAAGUUCCAGUUCAAAAUCCCACUUCAUGCACCACUACAAGAACUUUUACAGUUCCUGUUCUAAAUCCCAUUUAUUGCACCAAUACUAGAACCUGUAAAGUUCCUUUUGAAAGGCCUGCUUAAUGCACAUGAAAACAUUUGUCAUGACGAGAGCUAAAUGUUGUGUGUUUACAUGGAUACUGUGACAGUUAUCAUCUCUUAUUUGGAUGUUCUACCUGGGUUCAGUGUAGUGCCUGACUGCAAGGCAGGUUCUGGUUCUGGUUCCUGUAAUGAGUUGCUCUAUCCUGUGGUGCUGUUGUGUCCUGCACCUGUGGACUGAUCCCCACGGAUCCUGACCGGCCUGCUUCCACAGAUGCGAGUCUCACUACUGGUUUGCAUCCAUCCUCUGUCCUGUAUCUGAUAUGAGAUGUGUUAAAAUGUAAGAACUCUAUCCUGUAUCUGGUAUGAGAUGUGUUACAAUGUAAGAACUCUGUCCUGUAUCUGAUGAUGUUUAAAAUGCAAGAACUCUGUCCUGUAACUGAUAUGAGAUGUGUUGAAAAUGUAAGAACUGAGUUCGAUAAUAAAGAAUUAAUUUACCACA